Messenger RNA from Leptonychotes weddellii (Weddell seal), 1554 nucleotides. The record is from RefSeq and is a predicted model, not a curated record. NCBI's taxonomy places the organism in Eukaryota, Metazoa, Chordata, Mammalia, Carnivora, Phocidae.
CCGCGCCGCGCAGCCGGGCAGCCGGGCGCGCCGGGGGUGGGUCCCUCUCCCCAGCCCGGCUCUGCGUGGAAGAAGAGGGCGGGGACCGGCGCGGGGAGGAGAGCGGAGGAGGAGAAGGGGGCAUGACUCGUGCAACUUGCGGCGGGCAUCCACCGAGCCUCUGAGCCGCCGGCGGCCCGGGGCCGGGAUUGCGGCCGCGCCGAUCGCACCCAGCCCACCCCGCCCCGGCCGACGGCUACGGCUGCGGCUGACCUGGAUCCUCGGAGCGCCCGCCGGCCGGCAGCGAUCGACCUUCGUCUUCCGGGCUGGUUUCUGGAGCGCGGGGAGCGCUCUCCUCGCGGCCCCUCUCGCCGGACCCCCGGACCCCGAUGGCUCGGAUGGGGCUUGCGGGCGCCGCUGGACGCUGGUGGGGACUCGCUCUCGGCUUGACCGCAUUCUUCCUCCCAGGCCCCCACGCCCAGGUGGUCCAGGUGAACGACUCCAUGUACGGUUUCAUCGGCACGGACGUGGUGCUACAUUGCAGCUUUGCCAACCCGCUGCCCGGCGUGAAGAUCACCCAGGUCACGUGGCAGAAGGCGACCAACGGCUCCAAGCAGAAUGUGGCCAUCUACAACCCAGCCAUGGGCGUCUCCGUGCUGGCCCCCUACCGCGAGCGCGUGGAAUUUCUGCGGCCCUCCUUCACCGACGGCACCAUCCGCCUCUCCCGCCUGGAGCUGGACGACGAGGGAGUCUACAUCUGCGAGUUCGCCACCUUCCCCGCCGGCAAUCGAGAAAGCCAGCUCAACCUCACCGUGAUGGCCAAACCCACCAACUGGGUAGAGGGUACCCAGGCAGUGCUUCGAGCCAAGAAGGGGCAGGAUGACAAGGUCCUGGUGGCCACCUGCACCUCGGCCAAUGGGAAGCCUCCCAGCGUGGUGUCCUGGGAAACACGCCUGAAGGGCGAAGCGGAGUACCAGGAGAUCCGGAACCCCAACGGCACGGUGACCGUCAUCAGCCGCUACCGCCUGGUGCCCAGCCGGGAAGCCCACCAGCAGUCCCUGGCCUGCAUCGUCAACUACCACAUGGACCGCUUCCGGGAGAGCCUCACCCUCAACGUGCAGUAUGAGCCCGAGGUGACCAUCGAGGGGUUUGAUGGGAACUGGUACCUGCAGCGAAUGGACGUGAAGCUCACGUGCAGAGCCGAUGCUAACCCCCCCGCCACCGAGUACCAUUGGACCACGCUGAAUGGCUCUCUCCCCAAGGGCGUGGAGGCCCAGAACAGAACCCUCUUCUUCAGGGGGCCCAUCAACUAUAGCCUGGCAGGGACCUACGUGUGUGAGGCCACCAACCCCAUCGGCACGCGCUCGGGCCAGGUGGAGGUCAACAUCACAGUGCGGUUGAGGAGAUUCAGCCCCCUGACCUCUCGGGGCCAAGGGAGGGAGCACAGGAGCUAGGAUGUUCUGCGGGAGGCCUCCCAUGGGCCAUGACAGGAGCCACGGACGUCAGUGUCCGACAGCUGGGACGUGGACGGUGCUCUGGAUAUGGGGAUAAGACGAGGUGCCUGGAGGCUUGUUG